CCGUAAAGCGCGUCGCACGCGACUGUGGCCUGGCGAACAGCCAGUUCUCCAAUCUAACUAAGUUAUGUAGAUAAACAGUCACUUCGUGCUUUGUCUAACUGGUUGCACCUACGAUACGAAACAUCGAACGAACGUUACUAAACGAACAACAAUUUAUUUCAUAAAAAAAACAUUACUUAAGUGCUACAAUUGUACCAUUGGAGACGGUCAGACAGAACCUUCUGAAGUGCCUAUACUCGAUGCAUACAUACAGGUAUAAUAAACCAGAUUUUAAGAUUUCUGUGUAUUGAAAGUUGUUUUUCAAUAAAAGUAUUUACCUAGUUUGAACUCUUUGAACUGUUGUUUUUCUGGCAGACAGAAAAUUACCUCAAGAACUUUUAUUCACUGCCUAGCCAGAUGUAGCAACGAUGCAGACAGCACGCGAGUCGAGCCGACCAAAGCGGUGCAACAAAAGAAGGCAUUCAAGAAAGAAAUCCCUGUCUCCAUCAGAUCUGAAGUGUGCUCGCGGUGACACGAAAACGGAUACAAAAUUGAACGGCAAACGUUCGCUAUCAGAGGGGUCGGUGAAAGUGAAGCAUAGGAAAAGCAACAUACGUCGAACUUUGACCCAUCCGAUCACGUGUUCGGAUGAUAUUCACGAUGUUACCAUGAUCGGCGCGUUCAAUAAACACGUCAAAGUGGAACCGCCGCCAGAGAGCGACGAAUCUCACCUUCCUCCGACCAGCAGCGACAGGGACACGGAGGACGACAGUCGAAUCCAGAGACCCGUUCCGCAGAGGCCGAGAUGGGAUUCAGGAAGUGAAAUGGACUCUUUGGUAUCUACUGUUGUCAGGAGAGCAUCAGCCCGAAGACGCAGAACGCCGGCAAACCUGGAGUGGGGCGUCAACAGUGAAGCGGGCGAAGUGAGUGAGCCAGAGGCCGGUCGUAUGCGUCCUGAAGACUAUAGGCUCGUGUUUCUCAGCUCUGAUUCGUCGUGUCGCGAAGACACGGAAGAUUCGUCGUCGACGGCAUCUUCCGCAGCGCCGCCCGCGCCCGACGAUUGCGAUUGGGACUAUUUCGAACCGGGCGCGGCGGCGGCUCAAUCCACUCCACCUCCACCGAAGCAUACUCCUCAAGUCUGUCCGAGGCAGUGCUCCUGUGGUGCCGAGCCCCGCAUAGUUGCCGUGCCCGUGCCUGUUCCUGUGCCAGUACCCGCUGCACUCUGGCCCGCAUUACUAGCGUUUCCAACACAGGCUCCUCCCACGCCACACUGGAGCACAUACCCCGGCUUCCCGCCUCUAGAUGCCGCUGCGCUUGCGCGUCUCACUACAGCAGCUGCGGUCGCUGUCACCGCCGCCGCCUCCGCCUCCGCCACUGCUACCGCCUCCGCUUCUCUUCAAAAUAAUAAAAUCGAAAUGACCACCGUUGAAAGAACCGAUAAAGCAAUACAAUCUGAAACGUCACAAUUAUCAGAGGCUCUCGAUAGCGAUAACAUCGAUAAUGCUAUUGAACUGCGAAUCGAGAAUGAAAAUUCAGUUGGUAUUAAGGUAAUCGCGGAAGAAGACCGCUUGUCCGUUGUGUCGGAACAAGGUGAAAGUAUGCCUGAACACCUGGAAGCGGAGAAAGCUUUUCCAUCAUCGAAUGAUUCUGGAGAUUCUAGUGAUUCAGACGCCGGUGUAGCUCGACGCAGCUAUGACUUGACUAGUGGAGCACCCGAAGAACCGGCGACAACAGAUGAGGAUUCAGACGAUUCGGGAGGUGGAGGAGGCCGGUUUUCGCGAGUGUUUGUUGUGAACCCAGCAGAUUCUUCCUCAGAUCUAGAAGAUAACGCAGAUAGUAGUGGAAUUGACUGCGACGAUUCAUAUGACAAGAAAUCCGACAGCUUGGAAAUUAUUGCCGAGGAAAUGAUUAUGCAGAAUGAAAUUAUUAACUUACAGCCAAACGACAACCGACAACAAGGCAAUGAAAUUGUUCUGCUGGAUUCUGUUAAUUUUAGUGAAGAAUACCCUGUGAUCAUAUAUGAGAAUGUCUAUGAAUCAGAUGACAGCAACAAGGCGAACAAGUCAAAUAUUGCAAAAUUUUGUGACGAAAAUAUGCUUCGGAGUGAGACAUGUGAAGAAUUUAAUAGUUUUAAUGUGGCAUGUAGUUCAAGUAGUGAUAAUGUAGAUAAUGUCAAUGACGUAGAUAAUAAUAUUAAUCGAUACCAGAAUAGUAUAUCAAAUGAUAUUGAGUGCGACUCCUUGUCCAAUAGUUUUUACUCCGAUACGAGUGACAUGAAAGUGAAGGUUAGCGUCGAAUUACUUGAUGAUAGUUAUAAUAACAAAGACAAACUAGGGACCACCGAAAUUCCACCGGCACCUAUGUGUAACUUAGUACCUUCUCCAAAAACUGACCACGAAGAAUCAUGUUCGACCGCAGAAAAAAUAGACCUGUUCAAAGGUAUCGAACGCACUCUGAGUGAACUGUUGAAGAAAGAAUUAAUGCAGGAACAAGAAGCGGAGAAAAUACACGCUUGCAGGCCGGUUUGUUCGGAAACGGUGGGGGGCGCGUGCACACCUGCCGCGACAACAGUUUGCCGCUCGCGUACGCCUUGUGCGGACGGUUCCGCGCGCUUCACUAGCCGCGUUAUGAUAACGCACGAUCGCGUCUCCGUUGUCACGUCAGACACGACGCAGCUCAUGCGAGAUAUAACAGUGCAACACACUAACUCUCAGAACGAGACAGAACCUGACACAGGGGCACAGCAAAACGAAAAUGACGAACGAAAUUCGGACGACGAAACGCCACAGCCUUCGGGUGGAGUGACUGUCGUUAGUAAUGCCGACACUCUCUCGGCUGUCGUGUGCCUCGAAGAGGGGCUCGCUGACGACGACUCGUGGGUCGAGGACGUCAGCCAUGACGAUGACGAGGCCACCACAACUUCUGACACCGAUUCAGGCGACGAGGCCUCCCUGCCCUCGCGAGGAGAUGAUUUUUCGUAUUGUAGGCGUUCCUUAGAUUUUACGUUGCAUACCAUAGUUGAAGAAAGUUGUGAAGAAAGCGAAACUGAGCACACCACAAAGAAACCGCGACCUUUGUCCGCAACUGAGCUAGAAAAAUAUUUUUUUUUCGGCCUAGGAGACGGACGAAUUGUUCGCGAGGAUGAAGAAGCAGUGUCAGAAACGUCCAGUGUGUGUAGUGAAGGAGGUGAAUCGAUUAUUGACAGUGAGCAACCUAAACGAAACAGUGACAGUGAUGACUUGGUGUCAUCGCGCUUGGAAAAAUAUUUCUUAUCUGGAUUUAUGGGUUUCAAUCAAGAGAGACGAGACUCGGACGGUUCCGGGAGUGUAGGAAGCGACAGUGAAGGCAGACAGAGUCCGGAGCAAAGGAGGAAACGCCUUGUUCGGGCUCGCGGUACUCCUCGUUCGCAUUCUUCUUCCCUGGAUAACUUAUUAACUGGCGAAGAACAGACACAAGAUGGCCAAGAAGUAUCAGAUGCGUCCAGCACAGAAACUGAAGACAGACAUGACUCAUCUGAUCGAUUAGACAUGCAAGGUGAAUGCAAGAGAAAAAAGCAAGCGAAAAAAACGCGCGGUUCCCCAGCUGACGAGCGCCGACAGUCCGCAGAGUUCACUGAAGAAACACGUGAUGAUACUCGAUCCGUUUCAGAGGGUGAAGACAGUAAUUCAGUACCACGACCGGAAUUCCCACCGCUCGGUUCCGAACUAUCCGAAUCUAAAAAACAGGCGAGCAGAGACAGCGGCUUUGUUGGCAGCUGUGACGAUCUUCUACGAAACAGCGACAACAGUUCGGAUUUCAGAUCUCACGAACUUAAAACGGAAUUGGAAGAAAUCGUAGAAGAAAUUAGGCCGGACUUAGAUGAGCGGUUAGAAAGCUCCUCGACAUCACGUCCACCGCAAAGCCAACUCACGAGAAAAGAUAGUUUUAAUAAUUGGUCAUCGGAUGAGGAGACAAAUCUCAUGAUGACAAAGAUGCGGCAAUUCUUCAAGCAAAUGAUACACACAGGGAACGUGCGCACGUCCACUCCGGCUUCAACAAAUUCAGAGAGUUCGCGUCCACCGAAACCGCCACAACUAUUGUAUUUUGAAAGCGAAUUAACGAGAUUAAUGAAAACAGUUCCGGGUAUACGCGACGAAGAAGUGCGCGAAAUCGUCGAAUAUUUAUCAAGCGAAGACACGUGGAGUGACUCAUACGAUUCUUCAGACUAUGCGGGCUCCGAUAUGGAGGGCACGGCGGCCAAUAGGACAGAACUCAGGAAACAAAUAUCCGAGAGCUGUCGAGAGAUAAUCGACGAAUUUGACAGAGGUAACGGCGACGCGAGGUCACUGGAGCGCGAUGCGGCCGGUGCGUAUCGAAAACUGGCGGCAACUUUGGGACGCGCCGGAGAAGGCUCGCCUCCCUUAUUUGGGAAAGUCAUGAGACAUAUCGGAGGGAGACUAGUGGCGUUGAUGCAUGAAGUAUCGGGUGGUGCAUCGCCGAGCACAGAUGACGACAGCGCGUCUGAACCGGGAGCGUUAGCGCGGAGUAAAUCUCACGACAUUUUGGAAGCGACAGCAAGUCGGGGUAGUGUGGCUAGUGAUUGUGAACGGUUUUCGUGGCGUGGUAGUUUCGAAUCGGCGCUCCUGGCGGCCGACUCGCGCGGCACUCUGGGCGGUGCGGGAUGUGAAGCUCGCAGAUCACCCGCAGCCUUGGAUCUGGCUGCGCAGAAGUCGCACUCUCGCAGUUGUGGAGCUAUUAGUGGCAGUGAAGACAGACUUUGGCGUGGACGGAGAAGAGCGUCGGCUCCUGAUGCGGAGUCGGAGGAGGAACAGCGUUCGGGAUCAUUACCGCGGUUACCGUCUGUGACGGGUACGACCGCGACUCCGGUCGGGCCGGUCAAGUCCGCCCGGUACAGAGCACCGGGUUUCCGUACAGCGACACGUGCUGCGUCCGCGCCAGGUCUGCACGUGCCGAGGCGAAGAAGGCCACCGCCCACCCCACAGCAGCCGCCACCGGCCGCGCCGGCGUCUGCACCUAGUUUACAGGAUGAAGUGUAUACUUCAGAAACGUUAUUACCUGGCCAUGCAACGCUUCCUCGCCGAUCUAAUUCACCCUUGCCGAAUGAAAGAGACACGCUGGAAAGAGAUCGGUUCCCAGUCAACAGAAGUGGACUACAGGCACGCUCGGAGUCCAUGGCGUCAGUGUACUCUGGUGCGGGCGAGGGGACGAGGUGUAACGUGACCGUGCGCGGGGAAGUUCAGUUCUCGCUGCUGUACAACUACAGAUUGGGCGCUCUUGAAGUCGGAGUCAAGAGGUGUCGGGACCUCGCUCCGAUCGACGCCAAGAGGAACCGCUCUGAUCCAUACGUCAAGGUUUACCUGUUGCCCGACAAAUCGAAAGCCGGCAAACGCAAAACGAAAGUGAAGAAGAACACCCUGAACCCCGUUUUCGAGGAGACGCUUAGCUUCGCGCAGACGCUGGCCUCGCUGUCCUCGCGGACACUGUGGCUGAGCGUGUGGCACGCGGACAUGUUCGGGCGGAACGACUUCCUCGGCGAGGUCUCGCUGCCGCUGGCCGACGUCGUUUUCGACGACCCCGCGCCCACGUGGUACAAGCUGCACGAGAGGACGGAACAUUUCGAUGAACAGCAAGGAACCCGAGGCGACCUCAUCGUAGGCCUCAAGUUCGAGUUGCACGAGACGGGCGCGAUGCGCGGCAAGGGCACGCUGCACGUCCUCGUCAAGGAAGCCAAGAAUCUCGUUGCCACCAAGCCGAACGGACUAGCAGAUGUCUUCUGUAAAAGCUACCUGCUGCCGGAACGAGGCCGUCUUGCUAAACAGAAGACGAGCGUGGCAAGACGCACCCUCAGCCCGCGCUGGGAGCACACGUUCACGUACCGCGGCCUCAAGCCGCAAGACCUCGCCGCCCGGGCGCUCGAACUCAGCCUCUGGGACCGGGACCGCCUCGCCUCCAACGACUUCAUGGGAGCGGUGCGACUCUCGCUCGGCACAGGAACAUACAUGGGUGCCCACGUCAACUGGAUGGAUAGUGCGGGCAAAGAAGUUUCACUCUGGCAGACAAUGAUGGAACGUCCGAACUUCUGGGUCGAGGGAUCCUUACCUUUAAGGCCCCAAUUAAUCAAUUGACUGCAACCAAUGCAAACAUACUUUUCAUAGACAUUUUUUCCUCUUUAAUACAGUAUUUAAUUGACAAACAUAGCCGAUUUUUUAUAUUCUGUAAAAAGAAAAUGGCUUAAAUUUUGGCAUCCUUCCUUACUUCUACAAAAUUUAUAAAUACUCUUUGAAACUUCUACUCUUCCAAGGUUUUUUCAAGUAUAGUAUUCGAAUAAGUGCCAAUACUAUUUAUUAACCUACUUAUUUAACAUAAGAUAAAAAUAGACAUAAAAACUAAUUCUUGUAUAUUUUUUCUUCUCUUAAACCAUUCUGAUGCUCCAGCAAUACUAAAGUAUAAGCAAAAUCGGAUGGUUUUGACUUUCUAUACAUUCCAACUUGUGAUUAUAAUUCAUAAAUUAUAGCUUUAAGUGUUAAUAAUGACAAUAAAUGUUCCACUUGAAAACUGCCUGUAAGUGGCUAGAUAAGUUUUGCAUUUAAAUUUAGAUUUUAAUGUACAAAUUAAGUUAACACAAGUGUUUAAGGGUACUAGCUCCUCUAUUGAAUGUGAUUUAAGUGUAUAUUUCUUUAUUAAAAUUGUAUAACACUAAAAUAAUUGAGAUUAAAGUCGUAGAUUUGAAAUUAAAGAGACGUCCAUAGUUUUUAAAACUACUUAAGAUCUUACUUAAUGUUUAAGGUACCGGCUUACACAAUGUAACCAAUUUAUAUAAAUAUUAUACUUUGUAUUGUGAAACGAAACGAAAAUAAAUAUUUUGUAUAACAUAA
This is a messenger RNA of Bombyx mandarina (wild silkworm), 6854 nucleotides long. RefSeq lists its product as uncharacterized. Gene Ontology annotation, biological process: exocytosis. Gene Ontology annotation, molecular function: neurexin family protein binding. The record is from RefSeq and is a predicted model, not a curated record. Lineage: Eukaryota; Metazoa; Arthropoda; Insecta; Lepidoptera; Bombycidae. Gene Ontology annotation, cellular component: exocytic vesicle; plasma membrane.